ACAGGAAGGAUUAAGAUUUUUUUAAUAGAAGUCAUUUACAAAUCUGUUUAACUUUCUGGCGCCAGUUGAUUUAAAAAAAAAAAAGUUUUUCACCGGAGUACCCCUUUAAGAGUCGUCUAUCGUACCCGGGAGACAUGAACCCUGAACUGAAGGAUCUGAUACAACAACUGUUAAAGAGAGAUCCCAAUAGAAGGCUGAAUGAAAACAACAUCCGCCAUCAUGAAUUGUUCCGGGAUAUAAAAUGGACAGAAGUAGAAGCCUGUCGUCUCCAUCCACCAAACCAUCCAUGCCAGAUUUCAUUAGAAGAGAAAGCCACCUGUAAUAAAACCUUACCACCAGAAGAGACAAACCAGCCGGGGAUAUCUUAUACUGACCAAAUAUUCUUUACAGGAUUCUCCUAUACAAGUCCCACAUGGAGAACCCCAUCAAAGGGACAGUAGCGGCUACCAAGCCAUUCCAGCCCGAGUCCAGCUCUUUAUUUAUUUUUCACGCUAAACAAACAGCAUAAAAUAGACUAAUGAUUAGGAAUGAGGGAACUUUCAGGAAAUGUUUGAUUCUGAUCAAACUAGUUUGACGCUAACCGGCAAUGUAAUUGUGGUGUCCCAGCACCAAAGGCUGUCGUGUGGGCUUUGGACUUCCUCGGGCGGACCUGCGGCACAGGCGUUGGGCCCCUAGAGGGCUGGUAAUUAUUGUUAUGUUUAAACACUUUAUUAGAUGUUUAAUAUAUUUUCACAUUUACUGUGUUAUAUUAUAUGUGUUAUACCUUUAAAAGUGAGAUGCAGUGCAAGCCCAUGUGACCCUGACUGCCAAUGGGAACCCCUAAAUUCUUAGCUAUAUAGACUAGUGGGGGGAGGAGUUUCCCCAGUUCAGAGCUAGUCACUGGUCUAAGCAGAGCACAAGUGUAGUAAAGGAGUGAGUUGUAUGUGUAGAAGCUCGGAGGGAAGUCCAGAACAAAUCUCAUUUCAAGUCUUAUCCAGUCAUAUUUCAAGGAUCACCCACAUGGAAGAAAUUCAAGCCCUGACAGAAAGCUACAGGGCCUUGUCAGAACUUAUAUCAAGUUCAGUCUUAUAUCAAGUCAGUAUUAAUCUAUUGAGUGAAAAGCACCAUAAGUCCCAGCAAGGCAACAGGGCUCCCAAGGGGUUACACUGCAUUCUCUCCACUCUGCACCAUACUGUUGCUGUGUAAUACCAUCUGCACCCUGCUCAGUAAAAGGCAUU
Hyla sarda is the source of this 1217-nucleotide messenger RNA. Its product is annotated as ribosomal protein S6 kinase beta-2-like. Gene Ontology annotation, biological process: protein phosphorylation. The transcript is spliced from 3 exons. Bases 135 to 440 code for a protein of 101 amino acids. NCBI's taxonomy places the organism in Eukaryota, Metazoa, Chordata, Amphibia, Anura, Hylidae. The record is from RefSeq and is a predicted model, not a curated record. Gene Ontology annotation, molecular function: ATP binding; protein serine/threonine kinase activity.